Molecule: messenger RNA, 3383 nt
Organism: Brassica napus (rape)
Lineage: Eukaryota; Viridiplantae; Streptophyta; Magnoliopsida; Brassicales; Brassicaceae
Product: S-locus-specific glycoprotein S13-like
Exons: 2
Coding region: 1805-2872 (355 amino acids)
Biological process (GO): recognition of pollen
Source: RefSeq, a predicted model, not a curated record
UCAUGGCUUAAAGAUACCUUAUCCAAGCAUAGUGUUCGUGUAUUUCGACAACAGUCUUACAUAUAAUAUAGGAUAACACAACACAAGACUUCUUGAGUUCACACAUUUAUAGGUUGUUCUAUAGACAUAUACAAUGAACUUUUGUUAGAAAACUUCUUUUAUAAAACCUUGUAAAUCAUUGAGUUGUAUUAUCAACAAUAUCCUAAAACCCAGAUUUAUAAGGGGUUAUAAUUCCUUAAUAUGCAGUGUUCACUAUCGAAAAUCUCAAUCUUAGCCGGAACCAUUCAGAUGACUAGUCCAAAUUAAUUGUAUUCUAUUUUUGGAUAACAGAAAGGAGAAACCCCUAAAAUUACUUGAAACCCAGAUUUAUAAAGGGUUUUAAGUUGUCAAAACUCAAUAUUGUUCGCUAUCGAAAUUGUUUCUCUUAGAUCGACAUGUUCAAAUGAGAAGUCUAAACUCUAAAGCAACCUUGUUUGAUUUUUUUGAUAAGAGAAAGAACAAAAUCAAAAAAUUACUCGAAACAAACAAAAGGAUACAGGAAUUAGAGACAUACGAGUUGUGAAUCUUGAACAGGAAUCAACAUUUUGAAGGCUUUGAAUCACGAUUCUCUGUAAUCCGUUUUCGUCGCCGGCUGCGUGAGAGAGAGACGACGGAUCUGGACGGAGACGGCGGGUCUGAACGGAGACAGCAGAUCUCGACGAAAGAAGAUGGAUCUCGAAAAGAGAGGAAGAAUCGAUGAUUGAGGAGAAGAUGAGGUAAGGGUACUAUUAUCUUUUGUUCAUUAAUGAAAGUGGUAUUUAUGAAAAUGUCCCUAGAUUGGUGGUAAAGUUGAAUAGUGUUAUCAAACAAAGUCUAAAAAUAAAAUUUUUCCUUAUUUUUUUGAAACGGAGAAAGUAUAAUAUAGGUAGUUAUUGUUCUAAAAAGAAAGAAAAUAUAGGUAGUUAUUUCGAGAUUUCUUGUGAAUGUUGAUCGUGAAAGUGUGGAAUGGGCGAGGUGGACUCAGAAUUUUUUUUUUUUUUUAGCAAAUAUUUGAACUGACACGUAUUGUAAGUGUUUUGAAGAAUACCUUGCAUGUGGUGAGUGAGGUACGAUAAACAAAGGCUGUAGUAGAAUUGAAAACCAAAAUGUAUGGUCAAAACAAUGAAAAACUUUCUGUAUUGUAAAUCUUACUAAAUGCGGAAUUAUAUACACUCGCGAACGAUGAACUACACUCAAUUUUUUUUUCUUAAAAAAAACUACAAUUUUUCAAAAAAAAAUAAUAAUAAUGAAAAAACUUAGCUAAAAAAAAAAAAUUCACAAGACAUCACCCGACGUAAACCAAGACAAAAGUUUUGAUUUAGUUAGACCAAAUUCUACUCUUUUCUUUUGGUUAAGAACCAACGUAAACUCUAGUUGUUCGUUUAAUCUUCCACAAUCGUUGGACGAAAUGAUACGAAAAUUUUCAGUAUACUUCGAAUGUAUAGAAUGAUGCUUUGAGUACACCAUACUUGCGGAAUACCAUAUGCUAUGUGUUUUCUUUUCGAGAACACCGUAUGCAAUGUUGGCAGCGUGAGAACUAAUAACGUGUAGGUAUAAAAGUAGUUGACGAAUGAUACAAGUUUAUGGAAGUGAAUUAAUCGAUGGGAUGAAAAAGUCAUGGACUAUGGAAGAACACAACAUUUUGCUUGCCUGCUAGGUUCGUCAUAAUAAUUUAAUUUCGAAUUUUCUUGCGAAGUAACUUGGGAUGUAUAUAUAUAUAUAUGCAAGUUAGGACAAAACUAAUAAGAAUAAAGAAAAAAAAAAGGAAAGGAAGUGGUGGGGAGAGAUGAAAGGGGUACUAAAGAACAUUUACCACCAUUCUUACACCUUCUCGUUCUUGCUAGUCUUCCUUGUCUUGAUUCUAUUUCAUCCGGCCCUUUCGACCUAUGUCAACACUAUGUUGUCUUCAGAAUCUCUCACAAUCUCAAGCAAGAGAACACUUGUAUCUUCCGGUGGAGUCUUCGAGCUUGGUUUCUUCAAACCCUCGGGACGCUCGCGUUGGUAUCUCGGAAUAUGGUAUAAGAAGGUCCCCCGGAGGACCUACGCAUGGGUCGCCAACAGAGACAACCCUCUCCCCAAUUCCAGUGGAACCCUCAAAAUCUCUGGCAACAAUCUUGUCCUGCUAGGUCAGUCUAAUAACACUGUUUGGUCGACAAAUCUUACUAGAUGUAAUUUGAGAUCUCCAGUGAUAGCAGAGCUUCUGCCCAACGGUAAUUUUGUAAUGAGAUACUCCAACAACAAAGACUCAAGUGGGUUCUUGUGGCAGAGUUUCGAUUCUCCGACAGAUACUUUACUUCCGGAUAUGAAACUAGGUUACGAUCUCAAAACAGGCCGCAACAGGUUCCUUACAUCAUGGAGAUCAUAUGAUGAUCCGUCAAGCGGGAAUACCACGUACAAACUCGACAUUCGAAGGGGAUUGCCUGAGUUUAUUCUUCUUAUAAAUCAACGUGUUGAAAUACAAAGGAGCGGUCCGUGGAAUGGAAUCGAGUUUAGUGGCAUACCGGAGGUGCAAGGAUUAAAUUACAUGGUUUACAAUUAUACGGAGAACAAUAAAGAGAUCGCUUACUCGUUCCAUAUGACCAACCAAAGCAUCCACUCCAGAUUGACAGUCAGUGACUAUACACUCAAUCGAUUCACGUGGAUCCCGCCAUCACGGGGGUGGAGCCUGUUCUGGGUUUUACCAACGGACGUGUGCGAUUCGCUUUACUUCUGUGGAUCUUAUUCUUACUGUGACCUAACCACGUCACCUAACUGUAACUGUAUUAGAGGGUUCGUUCCCAAGAACAGUCAGCGGUGGGACUUGAAAGACGGAUCACAGGGGUGUGUGAGGAGGACGCGGCUGAGCGGUAGUUGAGAUGGGUUUUUGCGGUUAAAUAACAUGAAGUUGCCGGAUACUAAGACUGCGACGGUGGAUCGGACCAUUGAUGUGAAAAAAUGUGAAGCGAGGUGUCUUAGCGAUUGUAACUGUACGUCGUUUGCUAUUGUGGAUGUUCGAAACGGCGGAUUGGGUUGUGUGUUUUGGACCGGAGAGCUCGUUGAGAUCAGGAAAUACGCCGUCGGUGGUCAAGAUCUUUACGUCAGAUUGAAUGCUGCUGAUCUAGGCACUGGCUAACUCUAAUAAGGAAGAUGCAUAAAAUAUGGUAGCUGGAUAAUAAAAGUGCUGGUCUACUACACAUUGAGGUUGUAGCAGAAUAGCCGAAUAAAUACAUUGCAGUGGUAAUAUUAUAAGACUAACUGACAUAUUCAUGUAUGGAUAUAAAUAUUUAUAAAUAAUCAAAUUAUAUUUAAUGAAUGUGUUGUUUCCACUUGUUGAUCAAUUUUAAAUCAUUUUAUGAUUUAUAUAUAAUGAAAAAUAAAUAUAAUAU